AUGGAACAGAACGAAUAUGACGAAAGAAGCAAUUUACUUGAAGAACUUGAAGAUGAGCGAUAUCCUUUUGGAAUUCCUAUCGUUAACUAUAGUGUCCCAGAUCAAAUGGCAUUUAUACGUAAAACGUGGGCAAUUUUUACCAUACAUGUAUUCCUUAUUCUUUCGACUGCAUCGAUUUUUAUUCUAACUUACAAAUCCAAUGAUGAUUUUCAACCACCUUGGUAUUUGAUAUUAAUAUAUGCAUUGGUAAAUUCAUAUGUGAUAGGAAGUUUAAUUUGCCUAUUAAGAUUAUAUUCGGCACUUGAAGCUUUGCUCAUAUUAUUUAUAAAUUGUUUAUCACUCCUUGGAUUUACCAACCAAAAUACUUAUAAAUUCAAAUCUAAAGAAUCCGUAAUAUUAACAAUAAUUACCACUUUUGCAUCAACAUCAAUUCUUUAUAUAGUUUAUUUGGAAAAUUCUAAAGAAAUAGAAUUUUAUGAUGCAAUAAUAGCAUUCUUAAUAGCAUUACCUUUAUCAUUAUUUUUUAUAUUUGAUACUUGGUAUUUAAUGAAAAGUAUGAAUAAAAAAGAAUUUUGGGGAGCUAGUGUUCAAUUAAUAUUAGAUUUAUUUGCACCAUUUAAAUUUAUACAAUAA
Messenger RNA from Diversispora eburnea, 633 nucleotides. Lineage: Eukaryota; Fungi; Glomeromycota; Glomeromycetes; Diversisporales; Diversisporaceae. The record is from the annotation of a GenBank genome assembly.